This is a messenger RNA of Bacillus rossius redtenbacheri, 1882 nucleotides long. It is a transcript of the gene ScpX, whose product is annotated as sterol carrier protein 2. Bases 149 to 1774 code for a protein of 541 amino acids. The record is from RefSeq and is a predicted model, not a curated record. The transcript has 9 exons. NCBI's taxonomy places the organism in Eukaryota, Metazoa, Arthropoda, Insecta, Phasmatodea, Bacillidae. Gene Ontology annotation, molecular function: acyltransferase activity, transferring groups other than amino-acyl groups.
ACUUUAUUUACUCUAUGGCCCCUACGCGGACGCACAGAUUUGCAAAUCACCGACAGCUUUCUAAGCUUUGAUUUUGUGUUAGUCUGAAAGUUCAAGUGAAAGCACUUAGUGCUUGAUACAAUAUUAAGUUUUUUUGUUAAAAAGUAAAAUGAGGCCAGUUUAUGUUGUUGGUGUUGGAAUGACUAAAUUCGAGAAGCCCGGGAGGAGGCCGGACUUCGACUACCCGCAGAUGGCGAAGGAGGCUGUGACCAAGGCCCUCCAAGACGCGAAGCUGCAGCUGGGCGACGUCCAGCAAGCCUGCGUGGGCUACGUGUACGGGGAUUCGACUUGUGGCCAGAGAGCGCUGUAUGAGGUUGGCAUGACUGGCAUCCCCAUCGCCAACGUGAACAACAACUGUGCCACCGGCUCGACGGCCUUGUUCCUGGCGAAGCAGAUCGUGGAGUCGGGGAACGCAGACUGCGUGCUGGCCCUGGGCUUCGAGAAGAUGGAGCGAGGGUCUCUGUCCGCCAAGUACCUGGACCGCACCAAUCCGAUGGACAAACACGUCGAACUCAUGGCUAAUGUCGCUGGAAUCAACGAGUCACCGCUCACCGCCCAGAUGUUUGGAAACGCUGGACUGGAGCACAUAUCAAAAUACGGCACAAAACCUGAACAUAUGGCGAAGAUAGCUUACAAGAAUCACAAGCAUUCAGUGAACAAUCCCAAUGCCCAGUUCCAGGAAGAGUACAGCCUGCAGCAGAUUCUGAACGCGCCGCAGAUCUUCGGUCCGUUGACCAAACUGCAGUGCUCUCCCACGUCGGACGGCUCCGCGGCGGCCAUACUGGCCUCCGCGGACUUUGUGCACGCGCACGGCCUCGAGAGCCAGGCCGUGGAGGUCCUGGGCAUGGAGAUGUCCACAGACCUGCCAACCACCUUCUCCGACAACAGCUGCAUCAAGAUGGUGGGCUACGACAUGACGAAGCACGCGGCGGACCGGCUGUUCAGGAAGACCGGGUGCUGCCCCCGCGACGUGCAGGUGGUGGAGCUGCACGACUGCUUCUCGGCCAACGAGCUCAUCACGUACGAGGCCCUCGGCCUGUGCGAGCCGGGCGGGGCGGGCGAGUUCAUCGACUCCGGCAACAACACCUACGGAGGGAGGGUCGUGGUGAACCCCAGCGGCGGGCUCAUCUCCAAGGGCCACCCCCUGGGGGCCACAGGCGUGGCGCAGUGCGCGGAGCUGUGCUGGCAGCUGCGCGGGCAGGCGGGCAAGCGCCAGGUGCCGGGAGCCAGGCUCGCACUGCAGCACAACAUCGGCCUGGGAGGAGCGGCCGUCGUCGCCCUGUACCGCCUGGGCUUCCCGCUCGCCCGCCCGCCCAGGAUCGGAGUGCAUGCGACGAAUGCAAGCAUUGAUGACGGCAACAGCUUCAAGGCUGCUAUAAUGUUCAAAGCCCUGGAAAUAGCAAUGGCAGAAGACCAAGAGAACCUGAUCGAGAAAGUGAGAGGCAUUUAUGGCUUCAAAGUACGGAACGGGCCCGGCGGAAAGGAAGGCUACUGGGUAGUCGACGCUAAGAACGGCAAAGGGUCUGUGCAGUUCAAUGGGAAAGCGAAGCCCGACGUGACGUUCGUGAUCAACGACGACGACAUCGUGGAGCUGCUGUCGGGCAAGCUGAACCCGCAGAAGGCGUUCUUCCAGGGCAAGGUGAAGAUCCAGGGCAACAUGACACUGGCCAUGAAGCUCAUCCAGCUGCAGAAGCAUGCCCAGAAGAAGAUAGAGGAGCUCCGCUCCAAGCUGUAGCGUAGCGCCAAGAAUAUCUGUCUUUGGGAAUUACAUUGUUUGCAGCUCCCACAUGUAACCAUGAGGUGAGUUUUAAUUAAUAAACUGAGCCCAUGUAGUUUUUGUUAA